GAGGCGUGUGCGUGGUGGGGUCCUUCCGCGGAGCCUGCCGAUAGCACUGCCUGAACAGAAACGUGAGAUCCUUCGCUCGUCCUGGGCUCCCUUCCCUCAGAAACACCUCGGCGCCCGUUCUCGCAUCCGCGUCUUGGUUUAGCAACGCCGCCUGGUGCUACGGCUAGGCGGGAACCACCGCGGAGAGACGCCGCGCCGCUCAGGCACGGCGGCGGGUCAGCCCGAGAGACGCCGGGUGAGGGGUCAGGCCCGGAACCUGCUCCUCCCUCCCUCCCCGCCCGGACAUGCCAACCCGGCAGCCGGCGGCGCAGCAGCGUGCGAGCCGUGUUCCCCGCCCGUGUCCCGCCGCAGGAUGGAGUUCGAGCUCCUGGAGAGCGACGUGCUGGAGUCGCUGGAGGACCUGGGUUACAAAGGUCCAUUGUUAGAUGACGGAGCGCUGGCUCAGGCAGUCUCUCGUGGAGCCAGUUCCCCUGAAUUCACCAAACUCUGUGCUUGGUUGGUGUCUGAGUUACGGCUGUUCUGUAAACUAGAGGAAAAUGUGCAGGCAACUAACAGUCCAAACGAAGCAGAAGAAUUUCAACUUGAAAUGAGUGGGUUGCUGGCUGAAAUGAACUGUCCAUAUGCAUCAUUAACAUCAGGAGAUGUGACAAAACGCCUUCAUAAUCAAAAGAACUGUCUCUUGCUGCUUACGUACCUCAUCUCAGAACUGGAAGCUGCCAGAAUGCUGUGUGUGAAUGCCCCUCCUAAAAAAGCACAGGAAGGAGGUGGCAGUGAAGUCUUUCAGGAGCUAAAAGGCAUAUGUAUUGCUUUAGGCAUGUCCAAGCCUCCAGCCAACAUAACGAUGUUCCAGUUCUUCAGUGGGAUUGAAAAAAAACUGAAGGAAACCCUAGCAAAGGUUCCACCUAAUCAUGUUGGAAAGCCUUUAUUAAAGAAACAGCUGGGACCAGCUCACUGGGAAAAAAUUGAAGCAAUUAAUCAAGCCAUAGUCAACGAGUAUGAAGUCCGAAGAAAACUGUUAGUCAAACGCUUGGAUGUCACUGUGCAGUCCUUUGGCUGGUCAGAUAGAGCUAAGAGUCAAACAGAAAAACUGGCUAAAGUCUACCAGCCAAAACGUGCCCUCUUAUCUACUAAGUGCACUAUUUCCGUUGCAAAUCUCUUGGCAGCUCGGCAGGAUCUGUCAAAGAUUAUGAGAACAAGCAGUGGGUCCAUCCGAGAGAAGACCGCAUGUGCCAUUAAUAAGGUGCUAAUGGGCAGAGUGCCUGACAGAGGAGGAAGACCCAAUGAAAUUGAACCACCGCCUCCUGAGAUGCCACCAUGGCAGAAAAGACCAGAGGCUGGUCCACAACAAGGCGGUGGCAGAGGAGGAAGAGGUGGCUAUGAAUCCUCAUAUGGAGGGCGAGGAGGUUAUGACCAUGGGGGUCACGACCGAGGAGGAAGAGGAGGCUAUGACUCAUCAUAUGGAGGGCGAGGAGGUCACGAACAAGGAAGCCAUGAUCGAGGGGGACGAGGAGGACGUGGUGGUUAUGAUCAUGGUGGCAGAGGAGGCGGAAGAGGAAACAAGCUUCAAGGGGGUUGGACAGAUGGUGGAGGUGGUGGCUACCAGGAUGGCAGCUACAGGGAGAGCAACUACAGAGAUGCAGGUUUUCAAACAGGUGGCUACCAUGGUGGCGGCGGUGGUGGUGGCUACCAAGGAGGAGGCUAUGGCGGCUACCAGUCAUCUUCAUAUUCAGGAAGUGGCUACCAAGGGGGUGGUGGUGGUGGCUACCAGCAAGACAACAGAUAUCAAGAUGGUGGGCCCCACAGUGACCGAGGGGGUGGGCGUGGAGGAGGGAGGGGUGGCCGUGGAGGUCGUGGUGGCCGUGGAGGUCAAGGAGGAGGCUGGGGGGGCAGAGGUGGACAAAACUUUAAUCAAGGGGGGCAGUUUGAGCAGCACUUCCAGCAUGGAGGUUAUCAGUAUAAUCAAUCUGGUUUUGGACAAGGAAGACACUUCACAAGCUGAGGCUGCUAAAAACUUUCGCUUCAGCAGAGCUCACAUAAUGGAAACCUGGUUUCAGAGGCCUGGCUUGAUCACUGCUUGAAUUAAUACAGGUUUGUACGUGGCAGGUGGCAGUUCUUUGGGUGGGAUGUUUUGCACUGAGCAAAGUACAACUUUCUAUAGACCUCUCUCCCCACCCUGCCAACCUGUCCGAAUCAAAUGCAUCAUCACUACCCACUGCACUCUAAACAUCAACUAAUAGCCAUGCUUUGUAGAUGUUGGACAGGUUCCCUCUGCUCAGAACACUUUUGUUCUGAAACUACCUUGUGUGUUUGCCUUCCACUUUGAUUUGGAGAAAUGUCAAGACCUGUCUGGUCAAAUUGGUCUAUUACAGUACACAGUAGAACGGCAUUUUUCCAUCUAAUCUUUGUUCAGUUGUGUUUUCUAAAACCAGUUCUGAGUAUUGCUUCCUGGCCUCUCGUUUUAGUCAUGAAGGUGUUACAUCUGUGUGCAUGCAUGCACAGUGAACUGCCUCUGACAAACAGGUUUUUUGUCUUUUAUAUGAGCUCUACUGUGGAUGCCGUGUUCGGUAGCCUUAUCUCCCGCUAAACAAAGUUCUCCCACCUGCUCAACUCUGAAGACUGACUGACGCCAAAAUCUGCAAAGAUCAUUUAAAACGAAGCUAAAUCGUGAACUGAGUGUGUGUGUAGGCCUGUAGGUAGGUGUAGCAAUUCAAACUGACCUGCAUCCAUCCAAAACAAGUUGCUCCUCCUCCAAACCUAAUUUUUACUUGAAAUCAGCUAGAAAAAAUGACAAAAUGAGAUUUAUUUUUAUUUGCAAGUUAAUACCAUUGGCUCAGCAAAUCUAGGGCAAUUUGUUUUGGGGGUUGUAUUUUUAAAGAAAUGCACUACGGCCUGGAAAGACUAAUUCCUGCCUGGAGAAAGCCCUUUUAUUAUUGCUGCAGAAAACAAAGCCUGGCUGAGUUUGAUGUUCUGAUUUACUUUUUUUUCUUUACUGAAAGACACAUAACGCUUCUUGCUGGGUUUUUUGUGUACAUAAACAUUGUCAAGCUGUGAAAGAAAAUGGCUGAAGGUGUGCUGUUGUAUAAAAGGUGAGCAAUAAAAGUAUCUCUAUGUUC
Columba livia (rock pigeon) is the source of this 3113-nucleotide messenger RNA. RefSeq names its product family with sequence similarity 98 member A (gene TSLIG3A). The transcript is spliced from 9 exons. Gene Ontology annotation, cellular component: tRNA-splicing ligase complex. The coding region runs from base 353 to 1999 and encodes 548 amino acids. The record is from RefSeq and is a predicted model, not a curated record. Lineage: Eukaryota; Metazoa; Chordata; Aves; Columbiformes; Columbidae.